AUAAAAGAAAAUCAUAAAUUAUUUAUACAAAUAUGCUAAUAAAGUUUUAGUAUAUUUUAGUUUUUUUUUUAGUAGAUUUUAGUUUUUGAUUUAGUAGAUUUUAGUAGAUUUUGGCCAAACAUGCAGUAGAUUUCGUAAAUAAAAUGUGGCAACGCUGUCGGAGGCUUCAACCGAAUAAGUAACUAGUGGCAGAUAACCUAUCCACGUAAAAGUGGCGAAUAUUUCAUUCUUGUUUCAAGUCAUAGUAUUAUUUUGAAAAUAAAUUAUCCAAGUUUAUUACGUAUGUGUUUAGUGGGCUGAAGAAACGAGGUUGGAGGUUCGCAGCAGUGAUUUGUGGUUUAUCUGCCACUGGGGAAAAUCUUUUAACUACUCCUACCACCUGAGAAGGACCGCUUUUCGACCAAGUCACCUAGGGGACAAGUACUAGAGGAACAUGUAAUUUUUGUUCUUCAUUAUCCUGCAUUUUGGAGAAUUGCCGUGUUACGGUUGACUGCGUAGCACCAUUCUGUGCUUAAGACUUUACUGAGAAGUAGUAAGGAAAACUUGUGGGGACAAUAUAAGGUCAAUCUGGUUUGUUUCGGGAACUUUUUAUAUUUAACAGUGCAAUAGUUAUCUACCUAUACCAGUACACUUAUACACUUAUUUUUUUUAUAAUAUCCAGAACAUUUAAGUAAUUAACAUACACAUAAUUCAAUAGCGCUCCCACACCUGUAUGUCUCUUUGUAAAAGAGGAUAAUUUGGGCCCAAAUAACCUUUUCCCAUACAGUAGUUCCUUACAUUUAUUUUUUAUUAAUAUUAUUAGACUUGUUUCCCAUAUUUUUCAUAUAACUAUAUAUAUAUUUUAAUAUUAUUAGCUUGUUUCUUGUAAUUUAAAUUCCCAAUUUGUUUGCUUAACUUAAAUUCCUUUGUUAUUAAAUUAAAUUCAAUCCCUAAUCCCUAUCCCUUCAGGAUAUCUAUUAGUUUUACUUGGUCAUUAUUAAAACCACGAGUCAGAAAAAGGAUCUUUAUCAUCCAGGACUGCGUUGGUUCAGUUAGGUGUUGCCUAUUCAACUCAUUGAGUUAUAUAUAUUUGUAUGGUUCAUCCUAGGUAGGUAUUUUAGUAUUGAUUUCUUGUAGUAUUUAACGUUGCCGUACGUAUUACAAUCGUACGAUUAUUUGGUGAAGGUUGUUGUUUAACCUUAGUAUAAGUUGGGGGUACGCUCCAUAUAAGAGCUACCCCAGUACUAAUGUAAUUAUAGUUGUAUACUCAUAUUCAGAUAAGUAGUUAAGUCAAAUUGUCAUUUUAGAGUUACAUAGGUUGUAUUUUUUCUAACUCAGAGGUUGUCAAUAAUCUAGGUAGUUAUAUUUUAAUAAAUAUUUAUUUGUUUGUAUAUCAAUUAUUUUUUUUCCCAUUUUUGAAUUUAAUAAUUUAAUAUAUUGAAUAAUUUACAGCAGUGUAAGAUACCUGGGAGUUCGGUCCAUCCCUACUUCUGGCGCCCGCAAUUUAGUCUAUUUUAUUUAUCUCUUAUAUUUUUCUAUUUUUAUUAUAUUAAUAUUUAUUCUAUCUAUUUUAUAAGCCUCUCUUUUUAUAUUCAUAUUUCUGGUUCUAGUCAUCAUCCCUCUUUAGUUUAAGCUACUGUUCUUCGACAGGCAUGCAAACGAGCCGUAUCCAUCCUUGAGUGUCAAGUUGCUCUCUUGCAUCUAUAGCUAGCAUACUCUAUUAACAUUUGUCUCCCCAUACUUCUAUUAUCAGUUCCUCACCCACUCACUCAUUUCACCUUAGCAUUCUAGUUCUACAAAUACUACUGCAAAGUAGUCUUUUGUUACAAAUGGAAUUGCCUGAUACUAAAAGAUGAUCUUCUGUACAGAACCUUUGAGAACGAUGAUGGUACAGAAUCUAAGCUUCAGUUGAUUUUACCUAAAAGUAAAGUGUCAGAAGUAUUGCGUCAGUUGCAUGACGGUACAUCAGGUGGACACUUUGGUAUUACGAAGACUCUGCAAAAGGUUCGAGAACGGUUCUAUUGGGUGAACUGUAAAGAUGAUGUAAGAAGAUGGUGCCAGAAAUGUGAACUGUGUGCAUCCGGUAAUGGUCCAGUUGGUAAAAAGAGAGCACCCAUGAGACAGUAUAAUGUUGGCAGUCCUAUGGAAAGAGUAGCAAUCGACAUUGCAGGUCCAUUUCCAGAAACUGAUGCUGGAAAUAAAUACAUCCUGGUAGCCAUGGAUUAUUUUACGAAAUGGACCGAGGCCUAUGCAUUACCAAAUCAAGAAGCUGCUACUGUGGCAGAGGUACUUGUUAAAGAAUUGUUCAGCCGAUUUGGUGUUCCCUUGGAGAUCCACUCCGACCAAGGGCGAAACUUUGAGUCAGCUCUUUUCCAAAACGUUUGUAAAUUUAUUGGUGUCAAUAAGACCAGAACAACACCCCUGCAUCCUCAAUCAGAUGGGAUGGUCGAGAGGAUGAACCGAACGAUGGGUAAACACUUGUCCAAAGUUGUAUCUGAAAAUCAGCGAGAUUGGGACCAACACAUUCAUUUAUUCCUAAUGGCCUACCGCUCGGCCGUAAAUGAAACUACAGGUCAAACACCAACCUGCCUGAUGUUGGGUCGUGAAGUUCGUUUGCCCUGCGACCUAGAGUUUGGCUGCAGACCUUCCGAGGAACAUGUUGCAGGCGAAGAAUACGUCGACCGCCUGAAGUUACGAAUGAACAAUAUUCAUGAAUUUGCCCGACAACACAUCCAGAUAGCCAGUGACAGAAUGAAAGAUCAAUAUGAUUCUCGAUGCAAGAAUGAAAGCUUCGAAAUAGGUGAUCUUGUCUGGCUUUAUAAUCCACAACGUCGUCGCGGCCUGUGUCCUAACCUGCAAAGACAAUGGGAAGGUCCGUAUGAAGUUAAGAAGAAAAUAAAUGACGUAAUAUACAGAAUUAAGAAGUUACCAAACGGUAAACCAAAAGUUAUUCACAUAAAUCGUCUUGCACCAUAUGCUGGCUCAAAUGAAACAGAGGAAGCCCGAGUCCUCCAACAGGAGAUGAAAGAUGCACCGCAGCCAAGUUUUAAGGAAUUUAUGUCAAAUUACGCAGAACGAAAGAGUGCUAGAUUCGGCGUGACAACAGAAGUUCAGCAAGAUCUGUUUGGUGUUCCAGAAAACGUCUCUCUAGCCCACUGUGUUGCCCAAGACCUCGAGAUGACUAAAGGAAUCUCGUCCGUAUUCAAUAGAAAGUUCGGCCGCCUGGACGAGUUAAGGAAUCAACACCCUAAAAUUGGAAGAGUACUGCGAUUGGAAGGUGGUCCUCGAUCUUUGCUGUAUAUGGUGACCAGGAAGUCUUAUACGGACACGCCAAGCUACGAGAACAUAUGGCGUGCUCUAACUAAUUUGAAGAAAAUCGUGUGUAAUUAUGACAUCAAAGAUUUGGCUUUACCAAAAAUAGGCCAUGCAGUAGAAAAUUUGGACUGGAAGAUUGUGAGAAGCAUGCUUGAAGUGAUCUUCAGAGAAACUGGCGUACGAAUUACUGUGUGUUGCAUGAACCCGAAGAUGUCAUACCCUUCAAAGACAGUAGACUGCUACUUCUUUUCUAUGGGUGUAUGCAGAGCUGGAGAAUCCUGUAGAUUCCGCCAUCCUGGGCCUUCAUCUAGAGUUGCUGAUCGGGACGCUCAGAUCUUAAGAGGGGAGCAGUGUAACAAAAGAGAAAUCUUGGCCGACCGCCGUAUAACAGUAAACACCUCGAGAAUGACGUAAUCGAAUGAUCUAGGCCUCGGCGGAAAGGAGGAGGAACUUCUCGAACGUACGACCCGUAGGCGGAACACGCUGAUAGCUAGAGAUGGGCGUCGAUUGUUCCAGAAUAACAACUGGGUAUAAAUACGGGCAUAUUUGUAAAUAAAGUUUAGUCUUAAGCUAAAGUUUGUAAAGUAAACUUGUAUAAAUAAAUAAUAAAGUCGUAAAUAAAUACCCGAACGCUCGUUUUUGUUACAAUAUGAAUCUAUAUGUAAGAUCUUAAGACCUGUUGUUACAUAUGGGAUGGAAACAACGACGAUUAGAAGACGAAACAACGACAAGAAAUUUGAAAGAAAUUUCCUUCUGAAAAGCCUUCUGAAAUUUGAAAGAAAAAUAAUGCGAACAAUACUGGUCCACAAUGUAACAAGAGAGGGAGAAAUAAGAAUGAAAACAAAUGGCGAGAUUGAAGAAGAAUUAAAGAGAGAAAAUAAGUCAGAUACAUAAAAUCAACCCAACGCA
Diabrotica virgifera virgifera (western corn rootworm) is the source of this 4203-nucleotide messenger RNA. RefSeq lists its product as uncharacterized. The transcript has 2 exons. The coding region runs from base 2095 to 3708 and encodes 537 amino acids. Gene Ontology annotation, molecular function: metal ion binding; nucleic acid binding. The record is from RefSeq and is a predicted model, not a curated record. Gene Ontology annotation, biological process: DNA integration. Lineage: Eukaryota; Metazoa; Arthropoda; Insecta; Coleoptera; Chrysomelidae.